CCACUAUACCACGCGCUCUCGGUUUGCGCAGGCGCAUUCCUCCGGAGUCCCUGCACUGUUAGAGCGCCGCUUCUUUUAGCUCGUCAAACUGGUUGCACUACGUAUAGUAGUCGUCUUUUCGUUUCAAAACCUCUUUUGAAAUACUUCAACAAUGUCACGGUAUCACGAGACUUGUUCAGUAGUUUUUGUCCUUUGCUUACUUGGUUUUGCUGUCAGUCAGACUACAGAUGGUCCAUCAAUUUCAAACAGCACAGAGAGCAGCAACAGUUCUACAGUAACCAGCACUGCAUCUCCUGAAUGCUUAAUGGUAAACACAUCGACCUGUUUGGCUUGCUCACCGGGAACCCAUUAUAGUAAUGAAACAUUGAAUUGCUCUUGCUGUCCAGAUGCUGGUAUGUGUUCAUCUCUUGCAUACUGUGUAUUGUGCCCCAUGGGAUACUUUCAGCUUUUGGCUGGACAGUUGCAGUGUCUUCCCUGUAUGCAAGGCUUCUAUAGCAAUUCGACUGGAGCCCUUUUUUGUCAUUCUUGUCAACCUGGCUCAUUUUCAAACAGGACAGCUUCACAGAUUUGUUCUGAAUGUGGUCCAGGUUACUACACAUCUAUAGAAAAUUCCACAACAUGUGAACCUUGCCAACUGGGGACAUAUUGCAAUACUUCAAGAUGCACAGAAUGUUUAAAAUGCCCUACUGGAAGUGAAGCUCUCCAGAUAGCUUCAAGGGACUGCACGCUUUGUCGACCAGGUAUGUACAAGACUGUCCAUGACACCAUGUGCCAUAUUUGUGAAAGUGGCUCUUAUCAAACCAAGUGGGGACAGGAGAAUUGUGACAUUUGUCCUUCCAACUACUAUUGUCCGAGCCCAGAUGUAAGUCCUAUCCUGUGUCCUGUUGAUGCAUUUUGUCCCGAGGGAAGUGUAGCUCCUGGUUACUGUAUGGAGACUUUCUUCAGAAAGGUUGGAGAUACGUGUCAGUUAACUCCUCUCACCAUUGCAUUGCUAGUCAUUGCAAUUGCAUUGAUGAUUGUCAUCGUCCUUCUAGUGAUCCUUAGGAAGAGGAAGGAUCAGGACAGAGAGCUGACAUUGUCAAGGACUCCUCUUUUGGCCAAAGAGAGAACCCCAAAGAAGAGUUAUGGGGUUGCCUGGGACGCUGAACCAGUUUAUGCUGGUUGGUAGCAAAAAAAACAAUAUUGAAGACCCAAUGAAGUGCAUAAGACUGCAUAUACUCCACUUCUGGAAAGAACUGACAUUUAUUCAGCUGCUUCAGUUUCUGAGAAACUUCAAAGGCAGACCAGGCCUUCAGUGAGCUGUGUCGAGCUGCCUGAUGACGUAGGCUUGGAUUUUGCACCGCCUGUGCUUUGAACAGCUCUUAUUCUGGCUUCAGUAUGUGUGUGUCUUUUAAUGAGAACAUCGUCCCAUCUUCAGGUGUUCUCUGGAAGCGCAGGUCCUCUCUCUCUUGUAAGGCAUGUUGAUAAUUCACUCUGUUCUGUUAUUGCAGUGAUGACGGGCUGCAGAGGUGGGUGUGAUUUCAGCAAUAAAUCGGAAGAAGCCGAUAUGCGUCACUUUUUCGUUUUAAGCUGCUCGAUGGCAUAUCUGUUGCGGUUGCAACACUGUCUGCAGGAGAUGUGUAGUUGGGGCCGCACUUUCUUUAUGUUCUCCUGCCAGUUGGACGUCAUUCCAGCAUUGCUCUCGUGUAUAACAUCCAUGAUGGCAAGUAUUGUUAAACUGGCCCCUGGUGCGAGAACCGUUUAGAUUAAAAUCCGUUGAACCUGAUUGGACUGCGACAUAGCCACUGGGGCAGACUGGCCUUGGCAUUGCUGUCAUUUUAUAAAAACUUCAAUAGUUUGUGUAAUCGUUGUUUUACGCAAAUGUUUACUUCUCUGAAGAGAGAAAUAUUGGAAUAAUGCAACAUUUAAAUAUGUAGUUUACUAUUUAUAUAUAUAUAUAUAUGGUGGUUAAUUUUCAAGUUGUUGUUCUGAAUGAACACUCGUGUUCAGCACUUCUUUUUUCUUUUUUCCUGAAGAGGAUUUUAAGACAGCCAUUUUAGAGAUUCUCUUUGGAACGCGUGACAAUAAACUUUGAAAGUGGACACUUGCGUACCUUUAAGCCCCUCUUCACUCGAUGAUCUCCCAGGCACACAGUUUUAAUGUUCUGUCAUGACACAUUUCUAGUUGCUUAAGUUUGUUUUUGAAGUGCCAGCAUCCAUCUUAGUUACUGAGUGUCUAUUAAGACGAUAAGAUUAAAAACAAAAUGAAACACGCCUGAGGCCUGGCCAAGAGGACGGCUCUUCUCCGUAGGCAGUCGGCCUGUUCUUGUACCUGAUGGGCACAUCGGCCAUGAUGGAAGACGAUGGUGUGAUGUAAUGAUUCAAGAGUAUAAUGCUUUUAUUAUUUUUAUACAUCAUUUGUUAUAAAAAAAACUGUCAAGGAAAUUGUUUUGCUAGGAUUGCUGCCUUCCAGAGUUAACCAUACGCGUCACUUCCUGCACACUAAAGACUAAUCUUGCACUCCGUUUUACGAUGUGUGACUCGAGCUGUUCGUUUUCACUGUUGCACAUUCUGUUUUUUUCUGUAUGGAGAUUUGCCAUAUUUUUGAGAAGUUAUAAAUUGGUAAAUAAAUUAUUUUGUGAACAGUA
Messenger RNA from Polypterus senegalus (gray bichir), 2626 nucleotides. RefSeq names its product tumor necrosis factor receptor superfamily member 9. The record is from RefSeq and is a predicted model, not a curated record. The transcript has 9 exons. Bases 152 to 1168 code for a protein of 338 amino acids. Gene Ontology annotation, molecular function: protein binding. NCBI's taxonomy places the organism in Eukaryota, Metazoa, Chordata, Cladistia, Polypteriformes, Polypteridae.